CGGGCGAGUCCGAGGAGAGCCGCCCGGGGUGCCGCCCGCGUUUCCCGCCGCGCCGGGCUCGCCUGCCUCGUCCUUUCUGCGGCACAGGGCACGAUGGGGUUCGUCUUCUCGAAGUCCAUGAACGACAGCCUGAAAGCUCAGCAGGAGUUUAUGCUCAUGAACUCACGGCUUCAGCUGGAAAGGCAACUACUGAUGCAGAACCAGAUGAGAGAGAGACAAACAGCCAUGCAGAUUGCUUGGACACGCGAAUUUCUCAAAUAUUUUGGGACAUUUUUUGGACUUGCUGCUGUAGGUUUAACAGCUGGAGCAAUAAAAAAGAAGAACCCAGGAGUUUUACUGCCAAUAGUUCCCUUAAGCUUUAUAUUUGCCUAUCAAUAUGAUAUGGGCUAUGGGACACUGUUGCAAAGGAUAAAAGGUGAAGCAGAGAACAUAUUGGACACACAGAGCACUUUGCUAGAAUUGCCGAAAGGACCGCUCACUUAUGAAGAUCUGGAGAAGAUCAGAAGAUCUCAGAGCAAGUUCUUCAUAGAAAAAUAGGAAGAUAGUAUUAAAGCUUAGUAUCUGAAAUCUGAUUGUAAUACUGGUUUUGGACAUAAAUUAAUUAUGAAAAUUUAGAGAAAAUUAUGAGCUUUUAUAAAAUCAAAAUAUAAUUCAUUUUUUAAAUCAGUACUUUCUAAAGCAAUGAUUUUCAUAUUGUAUGUAUCUCUUGAAAAGAUCCAUUGUUGCUGUAGUAUAUUUUUCUUGUUUAGAACGAAAUAUUGAAUUUCCACUGUCUAUUUAGAGUCUGAAAAUAACUUUCAUCUGUAGUAAAAAUGCCUGGUACUGACCAAACUCACUAUAAUCAACAAAAAUAAGUUAAUUGGUAGUUACAAAUUUGUAUAAAUGUGGUCAUAAUUUGCAAAUAUAUUUAAGGAUGCACAGCUCAAUUUGAAGUCAGAAAUAGACAGUCAACUUCUUUGAAAAAUAUGACACUUAUUUGCUGUUCUUUAGGCAGUAAACUCACCAUCUCUGCUUCAAAUUCUGGAAUAAACAGCUUUUAUCAGAACUAGGUUCAGAAGUAAACAUGUCACUCGCUAACUGUGUGUUUUACUCGUAGGAAAAACUGUAUUAAAGUAUGAGCAGAGAUAAUUUCUCAAAAAGAGAAAACAAAUUAUGUAGCUAUUUCCUGAAUCUUUUUCAUGCUUGUUUGACAUUCUGAAACUCAGGAUAAUUUGUUUACAUGAAAUCAGAGUUUCACUACUAAGAUGAAUAUUAACUUAGGCUAACAGCAAGCAAAAUUAUUAAUACAUGUUUUUGUAAUGGGUAGAUCCAAGGGGCCUUACAAGUACUGAAAAACUGAGGGAUUUUUUGCAUGCCUUUACUCUAGCAUGGUAUAUACUGAGAAUAUAAUUUUAGUAUAUUUUAGUGUUCUGAUGUUACACUUGGCAAAAAAAUUCAUCUUUCUGUAUUGGAAAUCUUGUUUAAAAACAGAUUAUUUUUUGUUUUGGAUGGAAGUUCCCCUAGCAUUAGUCUAAUCGUGGAAUGAAAAACAAAUGCUCAAAAAGCAUCCAAUAAUGAAUUAAGCCCAAGUCUGCAUUGACAAUUUGUUGAGUUAAAAAUUAAAUUCCAGCUGGAGAUAAUGCCCCGAAUCUGUUGUUGAAGACUACUUGACUAAAAUUAGAAUAUUGUUACAGUAGGACAGGUGAAUAUAUAAUAAAACAAAAGCUUCUGAGCAUAGAAGAAAUUAAUAGCACAGUUUCCGUAGCUGUGUAAGAUUGAUUUCUGAAAGUGCAUUCACUUCUGCAUUCAAUCACUUCUGUAAUUGGUUCUGUCAUCUGCAUGUUAAUGACGCAUACAAUCUGUAACAGAUUUAAAAUGUGAUACUUUUUAAUGUGCAGAGUGAUAAAAUGGGUUAUAAUAGCUUGUUUGGUUAUAAUAGCUUGGUCUACACUUCGGCCGUUUAGGAUUUAAGGCAGUGAUUUUAAUUGUCUAGGAAGGCGUGCACAAGCAUAAGUUGCCUUUAAUCAUCAUACCAGUUGUACUCAUAGAAAUAAAUUAAUGAAACGCCUAGAA
Molecule: messenger RNA, 2052 nt
Organism: Gymnogyps californianus (California condor)
Lineage: Eukaryota; Metazoa; Chordata; Aves; Accipitriformes; Cathartidae
Gene: PLGRKT
Product: plasminogen receptor with a C-terminal lysine
Exons: 4
Coding region: 94-537 (147 amino acids)
Biological process (GO): positive regulation of plasminogen activation
Cellular component (GO): plasma membrane
Source: RefSeq, a predicted model, not a curated record